UGUAAUUCACGUAUCAUAUAGCCAAAUGCAUGACAAAAACUUGUCCAAGAGAUACGUGUAAAGUUUAGUUUUAAAAUAUAUGUUUUGUUUAGAUUACUUUAAUUGGCAGUGAUUUUAGGGUAAUAUAUAACUGCUCAAAUAAAAUAGUAAAAUAGUGUAAGAAUGCCCACUUUUAUAUGUUUGUUGUCAUAUGCAUUCAUAACAUCAACGAUUGUAUUUUUGUCAGGAGGGCAACCAAUAAACGGUACUGAGGAAGCCGGAAUAGAGCAACAAACUCUAGUGAAUACAACACUGGACAAUACAAUUAAUGAAGAAGUGAAUGCACCAGAGGCGGCUAAGGUAACUGAAGAGGUGGCGACCGAGGACGAAGCUACCGAGGUCGGUGUGAUAGAAACCGAGGCAACACAAGCUGAGGUUACAGAGGAUACGUCUGAGGCGUUACCGACACCGUUGUCCGUAUCACAAGCUGUCAAGGACUGGAGUAGUCGUCUGCUGGCGAGCAAGUACAUGGGCUCUCUAGUCGGUGCCUACGUGCUCUUGUGCUUAUACCUGGCCAUCAAACAGGGACCAAUCAUAGUUCAUUAAUACUAUCUACUGGUUACUUUAUAAACCACAUUGGCUUUCAUCCAAUGUUUGUAAAUGUUACCGGGCUGUAAGAUUUUCACGAAUUGAGUUUUACAGUCACACAUUUAAGAUCCGUGGUCUUCGGGCGACAUUCGUCUCAAGAACAUUCUUUUAUGUACUUCAUUCGCCAAAUCGGACGUAGAAUCUACCGCGGACCCGUUUUACAUUACCUCAGACUUUGCCCAGAGGGUUACAGCAUAAUAUCUUUCAUAAUAAUUUGGUAACUUGUGGGGUUUGAACCCAGGACCAUCGGGUCCGUAGUCCCUCGCUCAAGCACUAGACAUUUUCGCUUCCCAUCGUCAAGUACACAGAAGAUAAUUUAGGUCAGAAUAAACGUCUCAUCGAUUUUUUUCACGGUCCCCUCCCAUAGACCACGAAGACAGUUUAUAAAAGAAUGUUCGAUAAGAAUUUCCAUCCAUUCAUGUGAUUCUUACAAAAGAGUUCUAAACAAAAAAUAAUACCACCUGAUAUGGUUCCUAUAUUUUGCUUUAUAGAAACUGAGAUACAGUUCUGCCUUAGUUGAAGAGAAGGGGUGAAAUCAGAUUAUUUAUCUUCUAGAGCAAUAUACAUCUUAUUUUUUGUAUGUUCUUGUUAUUUCUAUUUAAAAAAAAAUUAUGUAGGAACUGAUUAUCAAAGGUAUUUACAUGUUGGAGCAAAGGAUUUACUUAUUAAAAUGACCUUGCUCUUCGCUUUUAAUUCUUUAACUGUAAAAGUUGAAUGGAUGUAUACAAAAUCUGUUAAACCUCUUUUGUUAAAUGUAAACACUGACAAAUAUGGAUACAAUAUCUCACAAAAAAACUUCUAAAUUAUUUGUUGGGAUCCUUGAAGUAGAAACGUUCAUAUAGUUAUAUGUUUAAUGAAUCGCCCCAAAGAUUUUACGAUCACAAUGCAGAAUUAAAAUGAACAACGAUAAAUACAUAAAUUAAAAUGUAAUUCAGACUUCAUAGUUGACCCUUUUUAAUUAUGGUUCUGCGAAAACAGAAAACGUGCACAUAUUUAUAGGUUUUCAAUGGCUUAUAUUGUAAUUACUGUAAAAAUAUCAUGCAAAAUUAUUCUUACAAGUUCAAGUUACAAUCUUAAAGCAAUUGAAUACCAGCUAAAUGUUUUGAACUAUUCACAGAAUGAUAGUUAUGCAGUAUUUUUUUGCUUCACAAAUCAUUAUUAUAUAGUGCAAGAGUUAUAUAAGUAAUACCCUUGGGUAAAACUUUCUUGGACUAGAUGUAUACAGGGUUAAGAGGGCAUAAGCUAUUUUGCAUAACUACUGCAUAUUUCUAUUAUGAUAUUCAUGUAAAUUAAAUUGCCACAGUUGUAUCUAAGAGGCUUUAUGCAAAUCACUUUUCCUCUUUGCAUAUUAAAAUCAUUUCCUUCAGCCGCAUAUUAAAAGUUGUCCUCAAGGCGUGUUUUAAGGCACAUCUUGUUAAAAUUUGUGUAAAUUCCUUUUUUAUAUAUUUUCAUGUUUUUUUUUAUAUAUUAGCAGAAAUGUUAUCAUUAAUUAAUCUACUUAAAUAUGUCGUGAAAGUGUAUCAAAGAUUUAAUAAAUUAAGAAUUAUUACA
Messenger RNA from Macrosteles quadrilineatus (aster leafhopper), 2178 nucleotides. RefSeq lists its product as uncharacterized. The transcript has 2 exons. Lineage: Eukaryota; Metazoa; Arthropoda; Insecta; Hemiptera; Cicadellidae. The record is from RefSeq and is a predicted model, not a curated record. Bases 163 to 585 code for a protein of 140 amino acids.